This is a messenger RNA of Ochotona princeps (American pika), 522 nucleotides long. RefSeq names its product high mobility group protein B1-like. The record is from RefSeq and is a predicted model, not a curated record. Gene Ontology annotation, molecular function: DNA binding, bending. The coding region runs from base 1 to 522 and encodes 173 amino acids. Gene Ontology annotation, biological process: regulation of transcription by RNA polymerase II. The transcript has a single exon. NCBI's taxonomy places the organism in Eukaryota, Metazoa, Chordata, Mammalia, Lagomorpha, Ochotonidae. Gene Ontology annotation, cellular component: nucleus.
AUGUCAUCAUGUGCAUUCUUUGUUCUAACUUGCUGGGAGGAGCACAAGAAGAAGCAUCCGGAUGAUUCUGUCAACUUCUCAGAGUUUUCGAAGAAGUGCUCAGAGAGGUGGAAGACCAUGUCGGCUAAGAAGGGAAAAUUUGGAGACAUGGCAAAGGUGGACAAGGCUCAUUAUGAGAGAGAAAUGAAAACCUAUAUCCCCCCUAAAGGGGAGACAAAAAAGAAGUUCAAGCAUCCCAGUGCACCCAAGAGGCCUCCUUUGGCCUUUUUCUUGUUCUGUUCUGAGUAUCAUCCAAAAAUCAAAGCAGAGCCCCCUGGCCUCUCCAUUGGUGAUGUUGCAAAGAAGCUGGGAGAGAUGUGGGAUAACACUGCUGCCCACGACAAGCAGCCUCACCAGAAGAAGGCUGCCACGCUGAAGGGGAAGUACGAGAAGGAUAUUGCCGCAUGCCGAGCCAAAGGAAAACCUGAUGCAGCCAAAAGGGAGUUGUCAAGGCUGAAAAGAGCAAGAAAAAGAAGGAAGUAG